AUGUCCAAUUCUCUAAAACAAUCUGUACCUUUGGCUGCUAGUAAUCAAAAAGGCUAUAAUCCAAUUCUAAAAUACGAGGACAUCAGAAUAGGUCCUUCAAUUGCACCUUCGAAUUCUCAAUAAAUAAAAGACAAACCUUACUUUUAGCAUCAAGAUAAAAAGUUAAGUCAAUCCUAAGUUCAAAAAUAAAAAGGACAGCAAGAAUCAGUAAUUGUUUAGCAUAUUCGGAUUAUUUUUAUGUUUUAUGUGUAAUUUGGCAAUAAAACAAGCAUUUAAUAUUUAAAAUCAAGCAAAUUUAUAAAAGCAAUGGCAGAUGCUGAAAUAAUUACACAGGAAAUAACUAGCAAAGAUCUUGAUAUUUUGUAUUUCUAAACAACAAAAAAUACAGAAACCCUAACUUUAGACCAAUUCAAAGAUUUACUUUUAAAAAUAGCAACUAAAUUAUAUAGGAUUCCUGAACAAUCAAAGUCUUUUGUUUUACUUUAUAAAAAUCAUUUAUCAAAGUUAUAUGAAAAAAUAAACGAUCAAACAGAUUUUGGUUAAGAUUUAAAGAGAAUUGAAGCAUGUCGUAGUUUAAUAGAUGAAUAAUUUUUGGAAAUCAUUUCUCAAGUAUAAGGAUUAUUGAGUAAAAUACAUGGGUUCAUAUUUCAAGAUUAAAGUUAAAAGAUUUCUUAAAUUUAGAGUUAAUACAUGCAUUUUUUAUAAUAAUUUGACAUAAUUCCUUUAAUUAUUACACAGACUAAGGGUUAAAUGAUAUUUUUUGAUUUGUUUCAUCGGGAUUCAAUCUUAAAUUUAAAGAAUGAUGGGAAGUAUUUAUUUAAUUUUUCUAAAUUUGUCGAAAGCUUACUCAUUAUCUCUUUUCAUUAAAUUUAAGAAGACAACUAAAAUGGAUUGGAUUUGUUUUAUUAAUUACUUGAGAAAUUGGAGAACUCUUCAGGAUUUCAAAAUUUUUCAAAAUAGAAUAAUUAAACAAAGAAUGAAUAAACUCAAUUAGUAAUGGCAUUGAGCAGAGUAAAUUCUGUAAAGUAGAGUAGAGUCUCUACAGUUUAUCAAGGUUAAUAAUAAUAGUAAAAUUCAAAUCUAAAAUAAUCCUAAUAAAUAGUUGAGGAAAGUAAAUAAUUAUAAUAUGGUUCAUAAAUACCUUAUGAAAAAGAGUUAAGAAAUGUAUUCGAAUAUUAUUCAUAAAUAGGAGAACCUCUAAAUCUAGUAAAUUUAAAAAGCAUAAAAUAUAAAAAGCUACUCUAAAAUUGUGGUAUAAUUGGAACUUUGAUCACUCAAGUGGAUGCAGAUAUGUUUUAUAUUUAAUCAACACCUAAAAAGAGAUUGGAUUCAACUAAAACUCCAAAAUUUAAAGUUAAUAAAUUGUAUGACAAUGAUAAUUAAAAUGGUAAAAUGGAUUUUAUAAACUUCUUUAACUCUUUAUAGUUGAUAGCAGAAAAGUUCAAUGGUAAUGAUAUUGCAGGAUUGAUUGAGCAAUAUUUUAUACCCCAUGAAAAUUAGUUAAGAAUAGAAAAGCAAGAGCAUAUUUUACAGAUUUUGAUGUUGAUUUUAGAUGAUCCAAAAAUAAUUAGACUGUAUGAAAUCAUGCAGGAGCAUUUUGAACCAUACUAUAAUCAUUAUACAAAAGAUUUAAUGACCCUAUCAGGCUUUAUGAAAUUUUGUUAAGAUUUCGAAUUGGCAAAUUCAAUGGUAUCUAAAGGAUAGCUUAUGCAUGUUUUCAAAGCAAUUGCAUCUCUAAAUAACACUGAUACAAUUGAUAAACACUAGUUUGUUGAAGCCAUAAGUGUAAUUGCUAUUUUAAUCUACAAUAAUGUGAAUGAUAAUGAACAGAAAAUUAUCUAUUUGUUGGAAAGAAUAACUUAAAGUGAUGGUGCAGUGAAGGUAUCUAAACAAUUAGGAAUUAUGAAAAACCCAUAAAAUACGAAUUUAAUUUAAUUGUUUCGUUAUCAAUCUUAUAAGGAGAUAACAAACAAAGAAGAAGUAAACUUUAACAACAUAGUAAACUAAAUAUAAGAUGAUUUUUGA
Molecule: messenger RNA, 2025 nt
Organism: Paramecium tetraurelia
Lineage: Eukaryota; Ciliophora; Oligohymenophorea; Peniculida; Parameciidae
Exons: 4
Biological process (GO): microtubule polymerization; positive regulation of protein polymerization; microtubule bundle formation
Cellular component (GO): microtubule
Molecular function (GO): tubulin binding
Source: RefSeq, a predicted model, not a curated record